This is a messenger RNA of Rhinocladiella mackenziei CBS 650.93, 2235 nucleotides long. RefSeq lists its product as uncharacterized. Gene Ontology annotation, molecular function: DNA-binding transcription activator activity, RNA polymerase II-specific; RNA polymerase II cis-regulatory region sequence-specific DNA binding; zinc ion binding. NCBI's taxonomy places the organism in Eukaryota, Fungi, Ascomycota, Eurotiomycetes, Chaetothyriales, Herpotrichiellaceae. The transcript is spliced from 2 exons. The record is from RefSeq and is a predicted model, not a curated record. Gene Ontology annotation, biological process: DNA-templated transcription; regulation of transcription by RNA polymerase II. Gene Ontology annotation, cellular component: nucleus. Bases 1 to 2235 code for a protein of 744 amino acids.
AUGAUUCCUGCUGUCGGAAAUGAUCCCAGAGCAGUUCCGCGCAAGCGCCGACGGCCCGCCCGGUCUUGUGUCGAAUGCCGCCGCCGCAAAGUCAAAUGCGAUCGAAAUGACCCUUGCAAUCACUGCAUUGCUGCUAAAGGAAAAUGUGUCUACAUAGUCUAUCCUGGUCAAACUGCUUCUGCGCCGCAUGGGGACGCCAUUUCGACCUGGGUCUCAGCACCUCCCACGGGCACCCCUGAGACGGGUGAGGACGGUUCGACUCGCCUUCCUGGUGAUACCAAUAGUUACCUACCAGAGAAAAGCUCCGUACCGACGCAGAAGAGCUGCCCCUCAACCGACAACGAUGGUGAAAAUCUAUCUUCGAAGCAACAUCUAGCCUUUGGACGUGACAAAGAGCCUGAUUUUCACGGCCUAAUUCGCAGGGUACAAGCAUUGGAGCAACGCUUCUCCAGUCAUGCACCAGAUCGACCUCCUGGCUACGACUUGGCAGCUCACUCCGCCUUGCAAGACGGGAGAACAACUCUAAACAAGACCAGAGUAUUUGGUCAGAGUCACUGGAUAAACGCCACUUACGAGUUCAAAACAUUUCAAUCAGUAUUCAGCGACGAAAUUGGAGUCGCCACGAGUACUGAAGCUACGAGACCUUUGAUAAUGGAGAUUCGUAACUUGCUUCAAACAUGCAAAAGCCUGGCCAAAGGCGCCAAAGCAACACGACCCAGCAGGUGUUUCUCAUGUCCCGAAGCUACCAUUGUGCCUCCAUCGCGUGAAGUUGCGGACCUCAUGACCCGGCUAUAUCUCUCAAGAUUCGAAUCGGCAUUUCGAAUCCUCCAUGUACCUACCUUCUGGACUGAGUAUCAACAAUUCUGGAACAAUCCAACCACUGCAGGAGCUGCACUGCGGCUCAAGGUUCAGCUCGUUAUAGCCAUUGGAACCAGCCUACAUCGAGAUGAACGUAACGAAGCCGGGCUUCGGUCUCUAGCAGCUCAAUGGGUGUAUGCCGCACAAAGUUGGCUGGCAGGACCCCUGGAAAAGGACCGGUUGACCAUCGGCGGACUGCAGGUGCACUGUUUGUUGAUUCUUGCUCGUCAGAUCUUAUCCGUUGGUGGUGAUCUGAUCUGGGUCUCCAUGGGUACUCUUGUCCGGACAGCUAUUCAAAUGGGUCUACAUCGUGAUCCCAAACACUUUCAACGAAUGACGGUCCUCCAGUCUGAGAUCAGGAGAAGGCUCUGGGCUACCAUCCUAGAGAUGUCAAUCCAGUCAUCUUUGGAUUCGGGAAUGCCACCGAUGAUUUCAUUUGACGAUUUCGAUACCAAACCGCCUUCGAAUAACGAUGAUGGGGAGAUGGAUGAGAACACUCAAGGACUCCCACAACAUCCAGAGACAACAAGUACGGAAGUUUCUGCACAGCUCAUUCUCCUUAGGACCUUACGUGUGAGGCUCGAAAUCGUCCGAUGCCUGAAUGGCUUACGUUCGGGGAUGUCUUAUGACAGAGUCCUUGCUAUUGGCUCAGAGAUCAGCGAUUCUUGCCGUGAAUGCAACAUUCUUAUUCAGGAAAGGGACAACUCCAGAGCAUCACGAUUCUCUCGCCGUCUGACAGACUGCCUUCUUCGUCGUUUCCUAAUCCCGCUACAUCGUCCGUUUGCCAGUCUGGCGCGCAAGAAUCCUCUAUUUUAUUUCUCCCGGAAGAUUAGCUUAGACUCGGCCAUGUCAAUCUUCCCUCCAGAUCCAAAUGAAGACUUUUCUCGCCUGAUGACGGUAGCCGGAGGUCUCUUCAGAGCAUGCGUGAUUCACGCCGCUUUCGCAAUAUGCCUCGAGCUCAUUACUGCAACUGAUGAAGAACAAGCCCUUCAGGGACGUUCGAGUUACAGAGAAUUGUUGGUAGGUGCUUUGAAGGACAUGAUUUCAUUAUCUGGCAAGCGCAUUCAACGUGGUGAAACCAAUGUGAGAAUGCACAUGCUCCUCAACAUGGUCCUGGGCCAGAUUGAAUCCAUGGAAGCUGGCACAUCAGUGGAGCUGGCUAUUGCGCAAAGGGCGAAGGACAGUCUGGAAAAGUCUUACCGGUUACUACAGACGGUUGUGGGUUCAACACCCACCUGGCCGUCGUGUAAUGAGAUUGACAUGACAUGCUUCGGCAAGGGAGAAGAGGAGCUUGAUAUUGACUUCCACUUUGAUGAACUUCUUCAGGAUACCGAUCCAGUGAUUCAUCCAUUUGGGCCUUAUCUCCCAAUGUAUUAG